AUGGACUCCGUUGAAUCUAAUAAUAUCGUGAAUGAUUUCCUACACUCAACUAUUGAAAAGUAUAAAAAAAAACUGCCAGAUAUCACCGAUUCUAUAAAUUAUCCUAUAAAAAACGUUCAACGGAUAAAGUAUACAUGCUUCGAUGUUUCCAAGAGUCUGAUAGCCUUUGGUGCAACAAGUGGUGGAAUUUACAUCUUUAAUAGAAGUCCAUGUGAAUUUGUGCAACUUAUUCCUAGCAAAGAUGGUGCAAUAACAAGGUUAUCAAUAUCGACAGAUGAAAAGCACAUUGCCUUUGCCAAUGGUAGGGGCAUUAUAACUAUAAUCAAAUGUGAUCAAUCAUUAAUGGGAAGUCACACUACAGUUACUUCUAAGGAACAUCAAGGGAACGAAGUAACUUCUAUAGUAUGGAGCAACAAUAACACAUUGUUUGCCAGUGACGACAUUGGCCAAAUAUCCAUAUUACAAUUGCAAAGUUUUAUUGCGAAAACAAUGUUCCAAAGCUCAUCACAAAUAAUAAUGAGUCUAGACUCGCGCGUGUGUCAGUUAGACGUAAAGGGUUGCAUGUUACUGGUCUCCACUCUGACACGAUGUUACAUUUGCGACACGUCACAAGAACAAUACAGACAAAUAGGCCAUAAACUUAGAGAUGGUGAAUUUGGAGCUUGCUUUGUUAAUAGAGAUAAAUGUCUUGAAAACGGCUCCAUACUUAAUCAAGACUUUAAAGAAAUAAAGACUUAUAACAUUGUUGAUGACAAUGAGAAAUUUGCCGUUGGAAAGGAUUUACAGGACACACUGAUUUAUUCAGCCAGGCCAUCUUCAAGGUUAUGGGAAGCAAAUAUAGAUGGUACUGUGAGAAGGACACAUCAAUUUAAACAAGUGUUGGCUAGAAAACCUAUGACAGUUCUAUCUAUAGAUGCGUACAACAAUCAAAAGAUGUGCUUAGAUGGUUUAGAUAUUGAUGGUGAAGGACAAGCAAUAAAUUUUUCCAAAAUUUGUAGCUUAAACUGUGUCAUAUUUUCUUACAAGAAAGAUGCUUUAUACUUUUUAGACAUUCACGAUGACGAGAAUACAGUUUGGUUUGAUACAUAUAAGGAUAUUAUAGGUUGUAAAAUAUAUCAUGAUCUUCUAUAUUUAUGGCUAGCAAAUGGGACUGUAGUGAAUUUGCGAUUUAUGGAUAUUGAAAAGUUUUUAAUAACGUCAUACAUAGAUGAAAAAUAUUUGCUAUGUACUGAAUUAUGUGCCUUGUACAGUGAUUAUUUGCUUUCGAAGAAUUUAUCAACCAAGUUGCAUGUCUUAGCAGGACUAAGAGAGAAAGUGGAGGCAACACAAAUUAAAAGCAUAGAAAAGGUAAUAGAAAAGUUUGAAAAAUUAAAAGCCAAUGACGCAACGCAAAUGAAAUCUGGCAUCUAUGUUGUAGACAAUACGUACUUUGCGCAGACGUCACUAAAUAAUGGAAAUGAGAACGCUAAGCCGAAUGAUGACAAUGUAUUUGGCACUCUGCCACCGGAAGCGUUACAAACUUUAAAAGACUUAAGUGUUUCUGUGACUGACAAACUCAGUUCGAGUAAGAAAAUACUCAAAGAAAAAUGGGAAGAAAUGAAACAGCUGAGUGUUGAAAAACAGACUGUACAGGAAUUUAAUCUACCUAAAAAGAUAGCUUGUGAGGAACCCAUCGAACUGACAACACCAAUUGAGUUUGAUAAUGAUAUUAUCUAUAAAGAAUCUAGUCCAAAGACCAUAGAAAUAGACAAUAAUAGUUUAGAAUCUGAUAAAGUGUGUAAAUUAUUAUAUCAAUACUUUAGAUUAAGCCUAGUCGGUAAGGAAACGGAUGACACGAAUUUAAUUUCUGUUAUCGAAAGCCAUGCCUGUGAUAUUAGCGAGGUUCAUCAACUCAUGUUACUUUUGGAACAAUAUUGCUUAUCUAUUGGAGCUUUGGAAGAGUCAAAGUUCGUGUCGAACAAUAUUUUUUUAACGUAUUUGAAAAUUUCUUCGAGAAAAGUCGAUUUCUUGGACUCUAUAAUUAACGACGACGUGUUAUACAAAUAUUUCGUGGAUUCAUGUAUAUCUGUGAAUAUGAAGAAUCAAAAAUUGUACAAUUUGAGUUGUGAAUGUGGCUUCCCAUUACCUUUUAGUACAACGAACCAAACACCUAUUUUCGCAGAACUUAUCGACGAAUUUAUAGAGAAACAAUGGUCAAGUCAUACGAGGAACCAAUGCUAUGAAAUGUGCAAAAGAAUGCCGUACUUAUGGAGGAAAAUAUUGUACUUGCGACGAAACGAAGACUUACUUAAUGUUCUAAGGCUAUUACUUCAAAUGCUUGACGAGAGUUUGCUGCAUAGUUUUCUACCACAGUUCACUUUAGACACGUGGGAUCGUGCAAUCCAAUUGUUUGCUACAUUACAUGCAAACAUGUGUCUUAAUUGCAAUAAAAAGUUUAACCACAUGUCUGUGAAAGAGACAUUAAGUUGGGACGAUAUAGGAGGUCUUAUGUUAAAAACCAUAGGUGGCCGAAAUGCAAUAAAAUUGAUGGAGAAACAUGCAAAUUUAAUAGAAGCUGGGGAGUUGACGAUGAUGUUCUAUCACUCGUGUAUCCUAGCGUCGAUGUAUGAAAAGUACGACGUUACGAUUACUUGUCGACUCACUGAUGCUCUUUACAGUUGUUAUAGAUUUGUUGAUUCAAGACUAGAGAUAUGCAAUCUGCUUCGAAGCUCUCUUACUGGACAAAUAAGAAACACAGCGCUACCCAUCGUCGUGGCAGCAAAAACAAUCCAUUGGGGCUUAUCACCUUUGACAGAAACAAUUUUACCUAGUGAUGACAACGUUAGCGAACAAAUUUUAAUCAAAGACGCAUCUAUAGACGAAAUCAUAGACAAUUUACCACAGAUUACAAAAGGAGUGACUGACUGUAUACUUUGUGGGUUGCCAUUACAAAAUGAAGUGUUAAUGAAAGAUGGCGGACUGUGGGUUUUUAAGUGUGGCCAUACUUUUCAUGGUGCUUGUUUGAGUUUAAACAAGUUAAAGUUAUGUCUUUCGUGUUCUAUAAAAGUUUAGCAAAGGACAAAUGUAAAGCUUUUUAAAUACUUCUGUGCACUAACUUUGCUUUGAUUUCCGAAUAGAGAAUUUAGGCGCAAACGAUAUUUAUUAAU
This is a messenger RNA of Hyposmocoma kahamanoa, 3146 nucleotides long. It is a transcript of the gene pink, whose product is annotated as Hermansky-Pudlak syndrome 5 protein homolog. The coding region runs from base 1 to 3051 and encodes 1016 amino acids. Gene Ontology annotation, cellular component: cytoplasm. The record is from RefSeq and is a predicted model, not a curated record. Gene Ontology annotation, biological process: developmental pigmentation. The transcript is spliced from 6 exons. Gene Ontology annotation, molecular function: protein binding. NCBI's taxonomy places the organism in Eukaryota, Metazoa, Arthropoda, Insecta, Lepidoptera, Cosmopterigidae.